Messenger RNA from Cherax quadricarinatus, 1358 nucleotides. It is a transcript of the gene PCID2, whose product is annotated as PCI domain-containing protein 2. Gene Ontology annotation, biological process: transcription elongation by RNA polymerase II; poly(A)+ mRNA export from nucleus; post-transcriptional tethering of RNA polymerase II gene DNA at nuclear periphery. NCBI's taxonomy places the organism in Eukaryota, Metazoa, Arthropoda, Malacostraca, Decapoda, Parastacidae. Gene Ontology annotation, molecular function: RNA binding; double-stranded DNA binding. The record is from RefSeq and is a predicted model, not a curated record. Gene Ontology annotation, cellular component: transcription export complex 2.
AUGCAACUAAUCCUCGCCAUUUGUGAAUGCAGUAAACAAAUGGCCUUUGUGAAGGAAAUAUAUUAUAAUAAUAAUCUUUAUAAGGAGAGCAGCAGUGCAGAACCUCGUCACCAUGGCAGCAAUGUCCGUAAAUGACUACCUCCAAAGGGUCCAGACAGCUUUCUAUCAUCAAAAUGGAGAUGUUCUUGGGGAUCUCAUUUCCUUCCGUGACCCACAUGUUAUGAGCCUACGCUUGAUGCUGGAGAAACCUGAGCGAGAUGUAGAGCGCUGUAUAGAUCCAUUACUGGCUGAGGUCAUCGCAGCCCACUUAAGGGCAGUGUGGGCUGCAGGCUCUGGGGACUGUGUUGAGGCCUGGAAGACGCAGAUGGUGGUGGUACAAUCAGUUGCUCGUUUCAUGCAGGAGCUAAAGGAAGAGAAUUGGAUGCUGCCAAUUAUGUAUAGUGCUUGCCUUGAUUUAAGGUUAUUUGCAUCUGCUGCAGAUUAUGAUUUGACACGCUCUGGAGCAAGUAAGGCAGGAGAGACCUUGGAGAAAGCAGCCGAAGCUCUCAUGAGCUGCUUCCGUGUUUGUGCUGCAGAUACACGCACUGGAGAAGACUGCACAAAGCGAUGGGGCCUCCUCUACUUGGUCAAUCAGUUUUUCAAGAUAUAUUUCAAGAUCAACAAGCUUAACCUGUGUAAACCAAUGAUACGUGCUAUCGAGGCUUUGGCUUUCAAAGAGCGUUUCUCGCUGUCUCAACUUAUUACAUACAAAUAUUACACAGGCAGGAAGGACAUGUUUGACUCAGAUUUCAAAUCAGCUGAUGCAACAUUGUCAUUCGCUUUCCAGAGAUGCCACGCCGGUAGCCGGAAAAAUAAGAGACGCAUUCUUAUCUAUUUAAUUCCUGUGAAAAUGCUGCGGGGAUACUUACCCAAACAGUCUGUAUUGGAGAGAUUCAACCUGCCUGAGUUUUAUGAUGUGGUAACAUCUGUUCGCCAGGGAAAUGUACGUCUCCUCUCAGAAACAUUAGUAAAACAUGAGAGUUUUUUCAUUGGAGCUGGAAUUUAUCUUAUUCUUGAGAAGCUGAAAAUCUUGGCCUUCAGAAAUCUCUUCAAGAAAGUUUUUCUCAUCACUGGUUCUCAUCAGAUUGAGGUUUCCCUUUUCUUGCAAUCUUUGAAGUGGAUGUGUGUUGAGGAUGUCGACCAUGAUGAAACGGAGUGCAUACUGGCCAAUAUGAUUAAUGAUGGGCGCAUGAAGGGUUACAUUUCCCAUGCUCACCGAAAAGUAGUUGUCAGCAAAAAAGAUCCAUUCCCACCUCUAACAGCUUGUUGAUAAUGUUGGUAGGAUUCAUAAAUAAAGCUUUGACAAGAAAUCAGUAGAA